Messenger RNA from Poecilia reticulata (guppy), 3988 nucleotides. RefSeq names its product inositol hexakisphosphate kinase 2b (gene ip6k2b). Gene Ontology annotation, biological process: inositol phosphate biosynthetic process; phosphatidylinositol phosphate biosynthetic process. Gene Ontology annotation, cellular component: cytoplasm; nucleus. Gene Ontology annotation, molecular function: inositol hexakisphosphate kinase activity. The record is from RefSeq and is a predicted model, not a curated record. Lineage: Eukaryota; Metazoa; Chordata; Actinopteri; Cyprinodontiformes; Poeciliidae.
UAUAUUUUGUCACGAUGCAAAAUCUGAUGUACAUUUUUACACAACAGAACUAAACAAAGUAAUGUUCAUAACUUAGAAGCAAAAGAACAAACUUUUUUCCAAAUAAAAAUCUGAAAAGUGUGUCAGGCAUACAUAAUCAGUCAACAUUUUUCAGAGCUACAUUUCCUAUUUUUCGUAUAUAAAAUACUGAGGUGUUCAGGGUUGUGUCUGCCAUCCUUGCACAUCUGGAAACUAACAAUUCUCCCAUCUCCUCUCUGUAGAACAGAUUAAGCUCAGUCACAUCAGAAGGAUCUGAUCCUUUUAUCAACUCUAUGCAGUCACUAUUAAAAGGGAGGAUUCUCCCAUUAUGAUACUAUCAUCAUGGUUUAUGAUAACAUUAUGUUUUCAUGGUUAUCCUAGUUUUCCCUCGUGAACAUUAUAUUGUAUGGAGACCAAAAUAAUUACAUGCAUUAUAUUGCAUGGAGACCAAAAAAAUUACAUUUUGUUAAAAUUUUGCAUCUUCUUCUGAUUUCUUGAAGCUUUUGAUAGUUUUCUUGUUGCCACUUUUCCAAAUUCUCCCAUCUGGGCAAUCCUCUGCAGCGCCAUCAAAGUUGCAAUGGAGAUAUAUGUCCUUACCCAACCUUCUUACCCAGAGCAAAGAGGUUUGACUAAAAGCCAGCUACACUUUUUAGUUUUCCAUUUAAAACUAUGAAUUACUUUACUUCCACUUUACAAAAAUCUUAAUAAAACAUACUGGAUUCUGGUUAUGAAAAUUCUCAGUCUUAACCUUGUAAAGAGGUUAGGACAUGAGAGAUAACCAGAUAAACAACAUCUGAUAUUUGACAGCCUUUGCAUUAGUAUUUUUAUUUUUUACAUUACUAAUCAUAUACUGUUGAUCACUGAACAAAAUAAUAUAUGAAUAAUUUUAGCAUCUGCAGUGUCUCUUUAAAAAUACAAACACAAAACCCAACGGCUGCCUAAUGAUAACGUUGGCAUAUGCAUAAAAUAAUUAAAUUCAUUGAAAAAUGUAUUUUUGUUGUUGUUUUUCUUGUAUUCCCAUCCCCCCCCGUUUUCUCUCCUUCCUCUUUGUCUGCUUGAUCUCUCCUCGCUGCCAUCUCUCCUCCCAGCGACAGCCGCUGCUCUCUGAUUGGCUGUUUCUGAUGUGGGGGCGGAGCUUGCCGAGUCCUCUGCUGCUUUUCUAGCUUCAAGAUCAGCUCUGUCGUCAGUUUCGGUAACAGCUAAGCAAGGAAAGCGACAACAGUGUACGUUCACAAAAAGAAACAAACGUUUCAGUAGCUUAAACUGUUGGCUUAGUAACAGUAAAUGAAACGUAAAAACACUUAGCUUAGUGUUGGACCUUGGUAGCGCUCUCCUCCAGAAAGGAAAAGGGACGAUAAAACGGAUUUCGACGGUGGUUUUGCUUCUUCCCCUUCAGCCCUUUGUUUUUCGCCGUUCCAGUCGAGCAGGUGAGCAACAGCGCCCCCCUGUGAAGACGACUGGAAACAGCCUGAGGAUAGGGAGCCUAACAAACGGCCGAGCAGCUAGCCUUCCCUGCGACGUGGGUCUCCACAGCCCAGCCGUCCGAUGCGGAAUGAGGAUGAGUCCCGCUUUGGAAGCCCUCAUGCAGGCGGACGGGACUCCCUAUUCGGCGAAGGGGGUGAUGCUUGAGCCCUUCGUGCACCAGGUGGGAGGCCACUCCUGCGUGCUGCGCUUCGGGGAACAGACAAUAUGCAAACCCCUCAUACCUCGGGAGCACCAGUUCUACAAAAACCUGCCUCUAGAGAUGAGGAAAUUCACCCCUCAAUAUAAAGGUGUUGUGUCGGUUAGUUUUGAAGAAGACGAGGAGGGAAACCUGUGCCUCAUCGCCUACCCUCUCCAUAGCGAAUCUGGGGACUCGGAAAACAAAGACCCUUCGGCGGACUGCCAAGAACCCAAGAGCAAGAUGCUGAAGUGGAGCAACAAGAAGCAGUCCCCGUUGCUGCAGGAGAAGGAAAACUACAGCAAAGACAGAGCCCGAAACAGCAGAAAGGAGGACAAGAUCAUGAGCUAUAAUCGUGACGAGGUCCAGCAGCAGCAGGCUGAGGUUCUGUACUUCAGCUUGGAGAAAGGCAACGUGGUGUCACAGAUCAAACACAACCCAUGGAGUCUGAAGUGCCACCAACAGCAAUUACAGAGGAUGAAGGAAAACGCGAAGCAUCGCAACCAAUACAAAUUUAUUCUGUUGGAAAACCUGACGUGGCGCUACAGAGUCCCAUGUGUGUUGGAUUUAAAGAUGGGAACCCGCCAACAUGGAGACGACGCUUCAGAGGAGAAGAAAGCCAAUCAGAUCCGGAAGUGUCAACAGAGCACAUCAGCAUCUAUUGGAGUGCGGCUCUGUGGGAUGCAGGUGUACCAGUCAGACUCCGGCCAGCUAAUGUUCAUGAACAAGUACCACGGGCGAAAGCUGACCCUUGCUGGUUUCAAGGAGGCUCUCUACCAGUUCUUCCACAACGGCCGGCGACUUCGUCACGAGCUGCUGUCCCCGGUUCUGCGCCGGCUCCGGGAGAUGCAGGCCGCCCUGGAGGCCUGCGAGUCCUACCGCUUCUACUCCAGCUCGCUGCUCAUCAUCUACGACGGCGACCCUCCCAGGACUCCCGCCAGACCCAGGCAUCGAGGAGGGGAGGAAGGCGACGAGGACGAGCCAUCUGAUGAAGAAGAGGAGGAGGGUGAAGAGGAAGGAGCGUUUGGGUUCCCUCGCUGUUCCUCCACCAGCGCAGCCGGCGGCAGCAGCCGCUCCUCGCAUGGAGCAGGAGAGGCCAGCAGCCCCGAGGUGGACGUGCGCAUGAUUGACUUUGCUCACACCACGUGUCGGCACUACGGAGAGGACAGUGUGGUCCACGAAGGCCAAGACAGCGGCUUCAUCUUCGGCCUCCAGAAUCUGAUCACCAUCAUCUCUCAGCUGGAGGAGCACAGCACUGACUGAAGGCACAUCGGAGCUGACCUGGUUUCAAUUUUAAGCAUGGGAGAAAAGUUCUUUGGAGCUACAAACCCCACUGCUUCACCCCCUGAGGGGCUUCAUGCCUGAACAGGGGUCCCCUUGGUUGGACACCCCAGAUGCCUCUCGGUUAGAGGAAGAGACUGCGAGGUUGAUCCUGCGCUCUUGCUCACCUGCUGAAGGAAAGGGCUGCUACUGCCCUCCCUUGCACUUUUCUCUUUUAUGAGACUGAGACUUUUACUUUGUGAUACAUGGUAGGAGCAUUGUUGCAUGAGACGGACGAUUUUUCUACAGGUUCUCUCCUCUGACGUUGUAAGACCUCCCUCCUCCCUCUCCUCUGGUACAAAUCGGUAUCUUCAAGUUCUCUCUGAGAGAGAAAGAAAGAGGCAGAGACGUGUGAAGCUAAUCUUAGGUAGGAUGCUGCCGUGGUGCUUACCCUGUGAUAUCACCUCCUUUUUGUUAAUGAACUGCCCCCCAACAGCAGAGCACAACUUAGUGGAGGAGUUAACUAGUUACCUGAACAAGCUGACCUUAGCUGGCUCGGUCAGCAGCCUUGUAGCAACGGACAAAUUAAACAUCUAAUAAGGACUUUUUUGUGUUUCUAUUGACGUCUUGUAAGAGAGAUUGUUGUCUACCACGCACUUGGAUUUAGACUUUUUUUUUUCUUCUUUUUUUUGGUGGGAUAUUAUUUAGGUUUAGAAGAAGGGAUUUGCCUUUUACAUUUUUUGUUCCUCCACUUCCCGCCUAUAUAAAUAUGUUUUGAAAAGGGGAUUUUAUUGCAGUUUCUUUUUGUCAUUCAUCUUCUUCCUCAUUCCUGCAAAUCUGACUUGAAGAGGAUAUAUUGAUAAGAACACUAGCUUCAGAGACUAUAGACUAUUUAUUUGAAAUAAUUCUUUAAAAAAAAAAAAAUGGAAACAAGCACAUUCCUUAUUACCACUUUAAAUGUUCUGUCCUCCUGAGCGUCUGAUUUAUUGUUUUUUGCAUACUUGUGUUAAGUGUCUUGGUAAAUAAAGGCAUUCAUUGUGGUAAAAUCCA